This is a messenger RNA of Macrobrachium nipponense, 1012 nucleotides long. RefSeq names its product ferritin-like. NCBI's taxonomy places the organism in Eukaryota, Metazoa, Arthropoda, Malacostraca, Decapoda, Palaemonidae. The transcript has 4 exons. Gene Ontology annotation, molecular function: ferrous iron binding; ferric iron binding. Gene Ontology annotation, biological process: intracellular iron ion homeostasis; iron ion transport. The record is from RefSeq and is a predicted model, not a curated record. Gene Ontology annotation, cellular component: cytoplasm. The coding region runs from base 231 to 740 and encodes 169 amino acids.
AAAAUCGUGAUAUUGUAGCCUUCACGUUCACUCUGAGCUUGGAUCACCAGCGUGUGAGCGAGUUCGGUCUAUAGAAUAACUAUACCCUACGGCCUACGCGUUAGACCGAGGCCAUAUAGUUAGACGCAUAUCCCACGCUUUCCUCCGGUUGAAUUAUUCAUUUAACUGAAUCGAAAUACCACCACUUUCUUGAAGAAGAAGAAGAAGAAGAGAAGAAGAAGGCGAAGAAAAUGGCUAGCUUGAUACGACAGAAUUACCACGAGGACUGCGAAGCCGUCGUCAACAAGAAUAUCAACUUGCAUCUCCAUGCAAGCUACGUUUACCUGUCUAUGGCAUCCCACUUCGAUAGGCAUGACGUAUCUCUGCCAGGCCUUCGCAAGUUCUUCAAAGAGAGCAGCGCCAGGGAGAAGGAACAGGCUGAAAAACUCAUGCAGUAUCAAAGCAAGAGGGGAGGGAGAGUAGCGUUCCAGGCAGUCCAGGCGCCGCCCAAGAGGGAUUGGGGCACCGCUCUGGAAGCCCUCCAGUCAGCGCUGGAAAUGGAGAGGCUACUGAAUCAGGCCUUUUUGGACAUCCUCAAAGAAGCCGAGGACAAGGGUGACCCUCACCUGGACGAGUUCAUCGAGGAGGAGUUCCUAGAGGGCAAGGUGGAGGUCAUCGAGAAACUAGGUCACAUGACGACGCAGCUGAAACGCGCGGGACCAGCAGGUCUGGGCGAAUAUCUCUUCGACAAAGACCAGUAGAGUCUUGUCGGAAUUCACAAGAAGAAGAAGAAGAGAUUCUCAGGUAAACACGAACGUCUGCUGACACCAGGUGCAAUAUAAAGACCUUCUUCUGAGUGCCUUCUUGACAUCAGGUAAAGGUGCUGAAGAAGGCGUGAAGGGCCGAUUGAAAUAAAGUCAAUGAGGCUUGAAGUUCAAUGGACUAAAACAGAAGAAUUGUUGACCCUAAAAACUGAAAAACUGAAAGACUGGCGACCCUGAAAGACGCAGACGAAUAAAUAAUUGAAGACCCU